Hansenula ciferrii is the source of this 816-nucleotide messenger RNA. RefSeq lists its product as uncharacterized. Bases 1 to 816 code for a protein of 271 amino acids. The record is from RefSeq and is a predicted model, not a curated record. The transcript has a single exon. NCBI's taxonomy places the organism in Eukaryota, Fungi, Ascomycota, Saccharomycetes, Phaffomycetales, Wickerhamomycetaceae.
AUGACAGAUUUACAUUCCUCACGCACCAAAUAUGCUGCUGAUCCAGAAUCAGGUUUUCGUUUUGGAAGGUGGGUUCACAGAGAUUCUGGAAGUCUGGAUGAAGUCAGAAGUCAAAGACCAGUGGUUAGAAGAAACUGGCAAGUACGCUUUCAAGAAUCAAUCAAGUCUUCAUUAAAUAGUUGCAAUCAUAAGGUGCUGGUAAUUACCCAAGAAUACUACAAUAAAUCAUUAGAUGGUUUAAAGUUUUUGAAGCUGGAAGUCAUUUAUUUAUUCAAAAAGGUAAAAAGUAUUUCUGUUGAGAUAAAGUUUAAUUAUAAGAGAAGGGAAGCUGGCCAAGAACAUCCAGAAGAUCAAGAAAUUGGUGAAGAACCACCAAUAGUUGAAGGUGAAGGUGCUGUUAAUAAUGUCCCAAAAAAAUCGAGUUUAGAGGUUAUGAAUGAAAUAUUAAAAGAUCAGAACAAAAAGAAGAGCUACAAGAUUAUAAGACUGUUGAAUCAAAUCUUGCUAUUUAUAGGUGCUGGUUUAUUUAUGUACAAAAUAGACAAUGAAGACAUAGAUUACAUUUGGAAUAUAGUCUCAUUAAUUUUUGGUGUCUUUGGUCCUACAAUAACAGAGUUUGAUAAAGGUUUUCUCAAUUUGAUUAUGUUAUUCAUAUUUAGUACAUUAAGUUCAAUUAAAGGAUGGGGACCUGAUAAAUGUGGUUACAACACAACUUUGUUUCUGAUUCAUCUUUUUAUUAAAUCUGCUUCACUGAUUGGUAUAACUCUUUUGUUUUCUUUCUUGAUCAAUUUUAAGCAAAAUUCUUUAUCAUCAUAA